This is a messenger RNA of Pelobates cultripes (western spadefoot toad), 13625 nucleotides long. NCBI's taxonomy places the organism in Eukaryota, Metazoa, Chordata, Amphibia, Anura, Pelobatidae. The record is from the annotation of a GenBank genome assembly.
AUGGAUAUUACAUUUCUGGGAUCUUUGCUCCUCACCCUGCUGGUCUCCUGUCUCCUGAUUUACUCAACAUGGAAUAAAAUGUAUCAAAAAAGGAACUUACCCCCUGGUCCAACACCGCUACCUCUGCUGGGAAAUAUUCUUCAAAUCAAGAGGGGAGAGAUGGUGAAAUCAUUGUUAGAGGUUAGUGUUCAAAUGUAUAGAAUCUUAACAAAACAAAAAACUACAUAUAGAAAACCAAUAAAUUCAAAUAAUUAUUUACCAGUAACCUGUUCUUAAAUGGAAUGUGAUUUCGUAUUAAUGAGUUGUUCAUGUUGAAGGACUUAAUAUGCAGAUCCCUAAUGCUAUCAUGUAGUAGUAUUUGUGUUUCAUACACACACACACGGCACUCACACACACACUGCACUCAUACACACACACACACUGUAUUCAUACACACACACACUGCAUUCAUACAAACACACUGCAUUAUAUACACACACGCUGCAUUCAUACACAUACACUGCAUUCAUACACACACACACUGCAUUCAUAGACACACUGCAUUCAUACACACACACACUGCAUUCAUACACACACACACACACGGCACUCACACACACACUGCACUCAUACACACACACACUGCAUUCAUACACACACACACACUGUAUUCAUACACACACUGCAUUCAUACAAACACACUGCAUUACACACACACACACACACACACUGCAUUCAUUAUAUACACACACUGUAAAUAAAUAUUCAAUUAAUAUAAUUUGGGGGGAUCUAAUUGAAUAUAGAAAUUUACCAGUAGCUUCUGCAUUUCCCACCCUAGUCUUAUACUCGAGUCAAUAUGUUUUCCCAGUUUUUGGGGGUAAAAUUAGGGGCCUCGACUUAUAUUCGGGUCGACGUAUACUCAAGUAAAUAUGGUAUCAAAAAAUGAGCAUCGAAAAAAUGUUAGCACAAGUUAUAGAUGUUUUUUCUAUGUUUAAUUCAUUGAUAAGAACUGAUGGUUACCCUUAAACUUUUGUAUAAAUCAGGAAAGAUAUCAUGACUGAACGAUAUCAUGUCAUAGAUUUUUUUUCCCAUUGGUAUGUUUUUGUUUUCUAUCUCCACUGGAUUUUUUAAAUCCAAGUGCUAAUGCAUAACUUCAAAAUAAGCAUACAGUGCAGUGUUGCAACCACAUAACAGAUGAAAAUGGAGAAAUGUAUCUCUAAGCCUCCUACAUUCAGAAUGCAUGAAAUACAGGGGAGAGUAGGGGGACAGAAAACAAUUUUUUUUAAAAACAUUUUUAAAAGGUACGCGUUUCACAUCUCUCUCCCAAACUUGAUGUAUGUGGCAGUGGCUAGCCACAACAGUGACUUAACUGACCACCUCACCCGUCUCGAACUAGGAUGAAUUUCUCAUGGGCAUUCCAUUGCUUUACGUGUUUCCUGUAGAUGUAUUUUCAUGUUUUAUUAUAAGGUUAGUCACCUAGUCAUCUUCAACAUGCAAGGUUGGUGGUUUUCUCUUUGACACGUCUUGCAUCCAUGUAAAUGCAGACAGCGUUCCAUGUAUAAUAUGCGUACCAGAAGCUCACUAUUUCUUUUAGAAAAUACAAUUAAAUACAUUGUGCGUCUCUUGUUGUGACUGUGACACAUUGAUUAGUGUUACAACAUGUUUUUAUUUCAUUUCUUGAGAUUUUUACUAAUAUGUUUACUUAUCCCUAUAUUUAACAAAUAUGUGUUUGUAAUAUCAGAAAAUAAAAUUAAUUGUAUCAUCCACACUGGUAACCUUAGCUCUACCCUGGAAUAACGUGAUUCCAUAUCUAUCAGGUUCUGUGAUAAACUCUGACCUUUGCAGUUGGCAGUCAGUACAGAGAGACAAAAGGCGAGACAAUGUUACAGUCUCUCUUCCUCUAAUGAACUGUGUGCCAGGCUGUGCCAGGACUCACCCGGAUUGUGACAUCAAUUGCUAAAUAUCUGGUACAUUCCAAAAAUUGUUUUUUGCCAAAAACAAUAAUACAAGUCAUGGGCCAUUUUCAUGGUUUUAUUCUGUUGUGUAAUAUCUACAAAUGACCAGGGAGGUUUCAACAUACUUGUUUCUCUUCUAUAAGUGUACUUUUCUUGUUAAUAAUAUGAAUCGAGCGUUUUAUUAUUUAUUUCUUUUUUAAUUUUAUCCUAUACGUUUCUGUCUUUUUCUUUUAUUGCUUCAGUUUGGAAAAAAAUAUGGUCCGGUUUACACCAUUUACUUUGGUCCAAGGCGUGUAGUGGUGCUAUGUGGGUACCAGGCAGUUAAAGAAGCACUAAUUGACCAAGCAGAUGAGUUUAGUAAUCGAGGAAAUCAAUCAAACAUAGAUAGCUUUUUCCAAGGAUUUGGUAAGUUUUUACCCUGUUUGGUUUCAAUUUAAUUAACUUAAUACAGUGGCCAUCCAUCAAUUUAUCCAACAAUGAAUCCAUCCAUUAAUCUCUCCCAUAGACAGUGCAAGUCUUGCUUCCACGUACUUCUUACAUACAUGUUCCACUUGCCUCUUAUUAAGGCAUAUCAUUGUCAAAGUACUAACACACUCAAGGCAAGGAUUGUUGGACCGUUAUCCCAAUCAUACAGUAUAUGUAUGGUCUUCAUACAUUAUCAUUUCCUUUACCUGAUCCAGGUGUGUUUAGAAAGGGUUUUAAUUUCCCACCUAUUCAGGUAGACAUUGAGUGUAUAAUUGAACUAUUAUCUAUAUUCUUGUAUAGACCGAUAUACGUUAUUUGCUGGGUUAUUAUCACGGUAAUGUUAGCUGCUAUUUAUGUUUUUGAGUUCUUCGCACUGUAAUCCAGGUAUCAGACGUUUCCAUUUCUAAGACAGGGCAGUGUUCCUGGUAUAGGUAAUCCAGCCAUACCUGAGAUCAAGUUUACUGAGUAAUAAUUAUCAGUUUUGACAUUGUUGUGCCAUUAUUGUGUCUGGACUCAUGGUACCAUUUUAUUUCCAUCUGAUUCCAUAUUCACAAUAUGAUAUUUUAUUUUCACUUCGUUCUUCAAUUAUCAUUUUAGCUUCCUUUGUGUUUUUGGACCUAAGUAGCCUUAAACAAUUCUAUGAAUUCACAUGUUUUUGUUGUACUUUGACAUAGAUUAAACCUUACCAUGAUGCGUAUUAUUGAUCUAAGACAUACAAACAUUUACCAUUAUAUAUGUCACUGUUCUAAGACAUGUGUCUGGGAAAAUUGCUCCCCUUGCCACUAGGAUAGAGUGGAAUGUGGGGUAACAGCACAAUACUAAACUAAUACAUGUAACUACAUUAUUUUAAUAUUAUUGUAUACUAAUUCUUGUGGCAUUAGUACAAAACAUGUAUUAUAAAAUUAACAAAGGGAGUGGAAGACCAUUGAUCAUCAUUCAUAUCAAAGUUAUAAGAUAUAUAACCAUUUACCACUGCACAUAUAUAGAUUCUGAGACGCAUGACUGUUUAGCGCCAUACGUGUAAUGGCUCUAACUCUCAUAGCUCACAGCCAUGUAGUUUGAGGGUGUAACAGCUGUUGACAUUGUGGUACCAACAUCCUCAUACGGUGGAUGACUGUGUCUUACAGGGGUUGUUUUCAGUAAUGGUGAAAGAUGGAAGCAGCUACGACGCUUUUCCCUCACGACUCUGAGAAAUUUCGGGAUGGGUAAACGAUCCAUUGAAGAGAGGAUUCUGGAGGAGGCUCAGUGUCUUGUGGCUGAACUCAGGUCAUACAAAGGUAGGUAUGCAGGGAUAGAAAAGAGUGUGCGUGUAUCUGUGUGUGUUAUACUGAGAUGAAAAACAAUACAUUUCAUUUUUUCAUAUCUCCUUUAACUGGUUUCUAAUGUGUUAUUCUACACCCUGAUCUAUCUUUUACUUUUUGGAUCUACAGGGAAGUCCUUUGACCCGACCACCAUCCUCAUACAGUGCGUUUCCAACGUAAUCUCCUCCAUUAUGUUUGGAAGUCGCUUUGAAUAUAAUAACAAAAAAUUGCAGACACUCCUCAGCCUGUUUGCUGCUACCUUCAACGACAUGAGCAGCAAGUGGGGACAGGUAGAGGAUAAGAUAAUAUUCUAAUCAGCACCGUGUCUGUCUCUUAGCACUAAAAUAAUUACUGCAGUUUAGAUGCAUACACACAGGAAGGAACGUCGUAACACUUAACAUCUUUGUAUUUACUGAUCUACAGUUAUAUGAGAUGCUUCCCAUGGUCAUGAAGUACAUUCCAGGCCCUCAUCACAGGAUAAACAAACACCUCAACAAGCUUCUUGAGUUUGUUUCAAAAAGAGUGAAAAAUAAUGAAGAAACUCUGGAUCCCGACUCACCCAGAGACUACAUAGACUGUUUCCUGAUCAAAAUGCAGCAGGUAUUGACUCUGCUCAAUAACUUUACUGAGCCCCAAGGUGGGGAUAACAAUUAGUUUAAAUUAGAUCUCUUGUAAGUUCACCCAAAAUUAAAUACAUAUUACUACUAAAUCGCAAAGAAAAACUGUUUAAUUUAAACAUUGUCACCUGCUAACAAAGCUUUUAUUGAUACCGCUCUAAAAAAUUACCACCCCCACUGCAGCUCCCCACACCUCCUAUAACCCACACUACCUGAGCAGCACACUCACUGCAGCUCCCCACACCUCCUAUAACCCACACUGUCUGAGCAGCACACUCACUGCAGCUCCCCACACCUCCUAUAACACACACUACCUGAGCAGCACGCUCACUGCAGCUCCCCACACCUCCUAUAACACACACUACCUGAGCAGCACGCUCACUGCAGCUCCCCACACUUCCUAUAACUCACAUUACCUGAUCAGCACACUCACUGCAGCUCCCCACACCUCCUAUAACCCACACUACCUGAGCAGCACGCUCACUGCAGCUCCCUACACCUCCUAUAACACACACUACCUGAGCAGCACGCUCACUGCAGCUAUCCACACCUCCUAUAACCCUCACUACCUGAGCAGAAUUCACCCUGCAGCUCCCCACACCUCCUAUAACCCACACUACCUGAGCAGCACGCUCACUGCAGCUCCCCACACCUCCUAUAACCCUCACUACCUGAGCAGAAAGCACCCUGCAGCUCCCCACACCUCCUGCCAGCCACACUGCACAGACAUGCGGCUCACUGCGGCUCCACACCUCCCUAUAACCCCACACUGCCACCAGGCAGCACGCUCACUGCGGCUCCCCUCCCAUAAACCCACACUGCACCCACGGGCGAGCAGGCUCGCCGCGGCUCCCCACGCUCCCAACACACGCACUACCUGGGCAGCCUCACUGCGGCUCCCCACCUCCUAUAGCCAGCGCACUGCCACCAGGGCAGCUUGUUCCUGGCUUCCUGCACCUCCUGUGGCCCACACUGCCUGGGCAGCAGGCUCACUGCAGCUCCCCACACCUCCUAUAAGCCACACUACCUGAGCAGCACACUCACUGCAACUCCCCACACCUCCUAUAACACACACUAUCUGAGCAGCACACUCACUGCAUCUCCCUACACCUCCUAUAACACACACUACCUGAGCAGCAGGCUCACCACAGCUCUCCACACCUCCUAUAACACACACUACCUGAGCAGCACAUCACUGCAACUCCCCACACCUCCUAUAACGCACACUACCCGAGCAGCACGCUCACUGCAGCUCCUCACACCUCCUAUAACUCACACUACCUGAGCAGCACGCUCACUGCAGCUCCCCACACCUCCUACAACCCAUACUACCUGAGCAACACGUUCACUGCAGCUCCCCACACCUCCUAUAACACACACUACCUGAGCAGCACGCUCACUGUAGCUCCCCACACCUCCUGUAACACACACAACCUGAGCAACAUGCUCACUGCAGUUCCCCACACCUCCUAUAACACACACUACCUGAGCAAUACACUCACUGCAUCUCCCUACACUACCUGAGCAGCAUGCUCCCUGCAGCUCCCCACACUUCCUAUAACCCACACUACCUGAGCAGUACACUCACUGCAGCUCCCCACACUUCCCCACACCUCCUAUAACACACACUACCUGAGCAGCACGCUCACUGCAGCUCCCCACACCUCCUAUAACACACACUAAGUGAGCAACAUGCUCACUGCAGCUCCCUACACCUCCUAUAACCCACACUACCUGAGCAGCACACUCACUGCAGCUCCCCAUACUUCCCCACACCACACUUCCCCACACCUCCUAUAACACACAUUACCUGAGGCAGCAGCUCACUGCAGCUCCCCACACCUCCUAUAACACACACUACCUGAGCAACAUGCUCACUGCAGCUCCCCACACCUCCUAAAACACACACUACCGGAGCAGCACGCUUACUGCAGCUUCCCACACCUCCUAUAAACCACACUACCUGAACAGCACACUCACUGCAGCUCCCCAUACCUCCUAUAACUCACACUGCCUUAGCAACACACUCACUGCAGCUCCCCACACCUCCUAUAACCCACACUACCUGAGCAACACACUCACUGCAGCUCCUGACACCUCCAAUAACACACACUGCCUGAGCAGCACGCUCACUGCAGCUCCCCACACCUCCUAUAACCCACACUACCUGAGCAGCACUCUCACUGCAGCUCCCCACACCUCCUAUAACACACACUACCUGAGUAGCGGUACAAAGCUUAAGUUGUUAUGCUAGGAAAUCCUGGCCACUCUGGCUUUUUCCUUCCAACCAAGUUUCCAGUUUCUAAGAGGAAGCCAGGGGCUGUCUGAGAGGAUGAGAACAUUAGCUGACACUCUUAGCACUAACCUCUUAUUGAGUAAACUGCAUUAAAACAUCACCUCUUCGUCUCAGUUAAUUUUAGUUUUUGAGUUACUUUUUAUCAAAUAUACCUUUUCUCUAAUUGUAAAUUGCUACAGAGUUUGUUGGCGCUAUAUAAAUGCUAAGAAUAAUAAAAGGUGGUACUUUUCUCUCGCAGUUUUCUUAAUGGGAAGCUAGUGAUAGCCAUAAAGUGUCAGCUGACGGUCUAACCAGUACACAGUUUGAGGCUUUGUUACUGAGGCCAAGGACUUCACUGGAAGAAUUGGGGACAAAAAUUUAAUCUUUUUCUUGCGUUUGAGAUUCCGUAAAAAAAUCUGUCCAUUUUGAAAUCUGUAAUGCAUCGCUGAUGUUCCCCGAGAAGAUUUUAAAAUUAGAGAAACACAAAUUUAUCUCUCAUUAUUAAAGCGGCACUGUCAUGCCGAACUUACCUUUCCUCAAUCUCUUUCUCUUCUCCCCCUCUCUCAGGAUCUGUUCUUCUUUUCUUCCUGUCUUCUUUAGUUUAAAAUCAUAAGACAAAGUAGUGACUCUUUGCUUGACCAUCUCUGACCAACGGAGGAGCAAAGUGUUCUUCAUUUCCGCUGGUCAGAGCAAUUUUCCCAUGAUCCUUACCUUUCCUCUGUGUUCCCACGAUGCUUCCUGUCAUUUUAGAUGAAACUGUCGAAUUGCGUUCUAACUGAAUGAGAACAGUAUGUUCGUUUCUUUUAGAACUCAGUUCGGCACUUUAUUCGCGUCGGAAUUUAAUUCGAAUGAAUGAAACUCCAAUCCUAUUCGUGCUGUGGCUGCAUCUUGCAGCCGCUUAGUAGAUAACUCCCUAAUUCCCACGGUAUCAGGAAGUUAUCUACUAAAAGGCUGAAAGACCUAAAUUGGUCUUUCAGCCACAUUUACUAAUACUAAGUAAAAAUUACUUAGUAUUAGUAAAUGCUGCCCCUACUCGCUAUACCGCCACAGGCUGCUCACUGUAAAAAUAAAUAAAAACCUAUCGGCCCUAAAGUAAAAUAAGGGGGAAGACCUAUUGUCCCCCCCCCGGCCCUCCCCCCGUGCGGUGGGUGUGGGUCAUAAUGAUAAUGAGGGGGGGGACCUACUGUCCUCCCCCCUGGCCCCCACCCCUUGGCGGCAGGAGGGGGCCCUAAGUCAAAUUCCCCCCCCCCAUUAAAGGUGACUAGGGGUCCCCAAGCACCUAGUCACCCACCCCCCCACCGAAAUAAAAAAUCCCCUUCCUACCCCCCUCACCCUAAAAAAUAGUGAGGGGGGAAUAAAAUUACUAACCCCCUGGCCCCCACACCUGGGCGGCAGAUGGGGGCCAUAAUGAUAAUGAGGGGGGGAACCUACUGUCCUCCCCCCUCCAGCCCCCACCCCUGGGCAGUGGGUGGGUGCCAUAAUGAUAAUGUGGGGGGGACCUACUGUCCUCCCCCCCAAGACCCCCAACCCUGGAUCGCUGGUGGGGUGCAAAUGAUAAUGGGGGGACCUACUGUCCUCCCUCCCCGACCCCCAUCCCUGGGCAGCAGAUGGGGGCCAUAAUUAUAAUGGGGGGAACUACUGUCCUCCCCACCCCUGGGCAGCGGGUGUGGGCCAAAUGAUAAUGGGGGGUACCUACUGUCCUCCCCCUGCCCCCACCCCUGGGCGGUGGGUGGGGGCCAUAAAGAUAAUGAGGGGGGAUCUACUGUCCUCCCCCACCGGCCACCCACCCCUGGGCGGCGGGUGGGGGCACUAAGUCAAAUUCCACCCCCCCAUCAAAGGUGACUAGGGGUCCCCAAGCCCCUAGUCACCCACCGCCCCACCCAAAUAAAAAGUCCCCUACCUACCCCCCUCACCCUAAAAAAUAGUUAGGGGGGAAUACAAUUACUAACCUGUAAAGUAAAAUUAAACUUACCAUUCGACGUCUUCUUUUUUCUAAAAUCUUCAUUUUUCAGCCCCCAAAAAGGCCAAAUAAAAAAACAUCAUAUCCGUCGAACUUAAAAUAAAAUCCGGAGCGGGGGGUAGGAAGGGGAUUUUUUAUUUAGGUGGGGGGAUGGGUGGGUGACUAGGGGCUUGGGGACACCUAGUCACCUUUAAUGGGGGGGGGAUUUGACUUAGGGCCCCCACUGCCGCCCAGGGGUGGGGGUUGGGGGGGAGGACAGUAGGUCCCCCCUCAUUAUCUUUAUGGCCCAGACCCGCCGCCCAGAGGUCUCCCCCAUUAUCAUUUGGCCCCCACCCGCCGCCCAAGGGUGGGUUGUCGGUGUGGGAGGACAGUAGGUCCCCACCCUCAUUAUCAUUAUGGCCUCCACCCGCUGCCCAGGGGUGGGGUGCUGGGGGAGGACAGUAGGUCCUCCUCCUCAUUAUCAUCAUGGCCCCCACCCGCCGCCCUUGGGUGGGGGUGUAGGUGGGAGGACAGUGGGUCCCCCCCUCUUUAUCAUCAUGGCCCCCACCCGCCGCCCAGGGGUGGGGGCCGGGGGGAGGGAGGACAGUAGGUCCCCCCCUCUUUAUCAUCAUGGCCCCCAGCUGCUGCCCAGGGGUGGGGGCUAGAGGGAAGGACAGUAGGUCCCCGUCCCCCCCAUUGUAAUUUAUGGCCCCCACCCCCCGCUCAGCGGUAGAGAGUAGGGGGAUUGGGGAGAUUUUAUUCUCCUUUAUGCUAUUAUGGGGGUCAUAUUGACCCCCAUAUCGUGAGGGGGGGACCUGGGGUCCUUAUGAAGUGGCGGGGAGCACUGCCCCCUGCCGCUUCUAUCUUUACCUAUUACAAAGAGGGAGCUGUGUGCCGGUAACUCCCUCCUUGUAAUAAACUGCACUGCACUAUUCAGUGUUUGUUUGUUCGUCUGACAUUUCUAUUCAUUCAUUCGUCUUUCUGAUGAAUGAAUGAAUGAAUGAGUAGAUGAAAUUCCCGUUCGCAUGUCCAGGUGUUUAACUGGGCAUGUGCGGGAAUUUCAAAGUCUAUCUAGUGUGGGCAGAUGACGUGUCCCACACCUUCCUCUACCCACACAAAGAUGGCGGUGCCCUGAAUAAAGAUCGGGGAAGAAAAUAAAGAAUAAUAAAUAGGUAAUAUGGGGCAUUUGGGGGUGACUAAGGGGUCAAUUAGAGAUAGUGGAGGCGGGAGGGGGGUUAAAAAAAAAACGGAAUUUUGCAUGACAGUUCCACUUUAAACACAUUUUACCUAACUAACAAGGUUAUCCACUAAGGUGACAAUUCCAAAUGAAUUUACAAUAGUAAAAAAAACUGGAACAACAAUUGUGUAAAUCAACUAUUCAAUUCUCACUUUAUUAAAUAACCCUGUAUAUAUUCUAUUCUCUAAUUUAUUUAUUAUCUCAAAUCUGUUAUUUUAGGAAAAACAAAAUCCAUUGACAGACUUCCACAUGAAAAACCUGCUGAUGACUGUUCUGAACCUUUUCUUUGGUGGGACUGAAACUGUGAGCACCACUCUACGGCACGGGUUCCUCAUACUUCUAAAAUAUCCCGAGAUAGAAGGUGCAAACCAAAAUGAGCCUUCACUGGGAGAUUUAAUUCAAGGACAUUAAUACAUCUAAGACGUUUCAGUGAAAAAAAAAACUCAAAUGAGAAUUACCAACUAGUGUUAUCAUUCGACAGUAGAGUAUAAGUUCCACAAUCACUCACAGGUUUGGAAAUAAAACAACCUUUACUUGUUGCUUUACAGCCAAGUUGCAUGAAGAAAUAGACCAUGUGAUUGGACAGAACCGCAGCCCAACCAUGGAGGAUCGGAGCCAAAUGCCGUAUACCGAUGCUGUGAUCCAUGAAAUCCAGAGAUUUAGUGAUGUUUUCCCGAUUAAUGUUCCUCACUCGGUCACACAAGAUACUAAGUUCAGAGGAUACGAUAUACCCAAGGUAUGGAGAGAAAAACACUCGACCGUCUAUAGAAUGUCAGAUUAUUACUUUCAUCAUAGAUAAUUGUAUUUACACAUUAUACUACCUACUCAAAAUUUCCACUCAUCCUCUAACCAUUGGGGAAUUAAUAUUAUUAAGUUCUAGAGAGUAGUAUUUUACCCCUGCAUUAAUGUGCAUUAGACCUCCAGAGUAAGAGUAGCAAGUAAACUUUUGGAUCUGUCUGUAGAGCAGGACUUGACAUUUUGAGAUUUAAACUCUAGUAAACGUCUGUACUUAUAUAGUGAAGGUAUUUACCCAUCUCUGAAUCCAGCCAAGUAAGACAUUGUAACUGCACACACAUUCCAGGCAUGUUCGUUGGUAUAUUAGCUACCCCCUUGGCAAACACUGUGUUUACAUAAAAUUAUUUGUGAAUUGAACAAAUUUCAUCAUGCCAUCCCACCCUUAAAAUAUUUUAAUAUUUCAACUAUUUGUGUUGGUAUUUGCAAAUUAUAAAUCAAAGUCAAACAGCAGCAUCUGAGGAGAUGCACUUAGAAUUCUGCGUAAAGUCAAUUCGCACACGCAAGAACAUUUUAGUUUUGUAUUUGUGUGAAUAUAACAGCACUGAUAGAACUAAUGAGAAGAAAACUCAAAACAAAUGAGGGCAAAUGAUGGUUGCACCAACUCUAACAAUUGUCCACAAAAAUUUGAUUGUGCAUUAACUUAUUCCCACCUCCUGGAUAUUAAUGCAACGAGUAACUAUUUAUAUAUCUGCUCAAAAUUCUAAAUACACAUAGGUGAAAGUUUAUAUUUAAAGAUCAGUCUGGGCACCUGCCAAUAAUAUCCUCAAGGCUGACUUAGUAUUUUAUUCAUCUUAUAUGAUUAUAUUUUUCCCACAGCAUGUCCCUGUUCACAGUAUUUAUUAUUUUUCUCCUCUCUUAUCAUCCAUCCCACCCCAACAGGGCACUGACGUUUACCCAUUACUUUGUACCGUUCUUCGAGACCCCAAACAGUUCGCCACUCCCAACAAGUUCAACCCGAACCACUUUCUGGAUGAACGUGGGCACUUCAAGAAAACGAGGCUUCCAUGCCAUUCUCUACAGGUAACGGCCAAAUAACGUAACUACAUAAUAAUAAAAUAAAUAGUAUAAAAUAAUAAUACUUACAUUAUAAGAACAUAAAAACAUAAGACUUUAACUUUUAUUAUCAACUCCAUAUCCUUCCAAAAGGUUACACCAGCAAUAACACAAAACAUAAUGUCAAUAUGUACAUAGAAUAAUUAAAUAACAAGAUUAAACAAGACUUUGAAUACACAUGAUAUGCUAAGCUCUUCACUACAAACUAGAGUAUUAAACUCAGAGAAUUGUAAUAUGAAAAAUUGAUUUGAAAGCAAAUAUUAUUGUCAACAUUUUGUGCACUUUCUAAAGAAAAAAACAUAUACACCAGAAAGAUAAAUUAUAUUGUCAAUUGUGUGAUAGAAUAACAAGCAAGAUUUUAAAAAUAAUGCUUUGAUUUUCACGACCUUAAUAUUAGUUUAAAGGACCACUAUAGUGCCAGGAAAACAUACUCGUUUUCCUGCCACUACAGUGCCCUGAGGGUGCCCCCACCCUCAGGGAACCCCUCCCGUCUGGCUCUGGGGAGAGGAAAGGGUUAAAAUUUGCCUUUUUUUUUUCCAGCGCUGGGUGGGGAUCUCUCUUCCUCCUCUCCGCCUCCGAUCCUCCUCUUUGGCUGAAUGCGCAUGCGCGGCAUGAGCUGUGCGCGCAUUCAGCCAGUCUCAUAGGAAAGCAUUUCCAAUGCUUUCCUAUGGACGCUUGCGUCUUCUCACUGUGAUUUUCACAGUGAGAAGCACGCAAACGCCUCUAGUGGCUGUCAAUGAGACAGCCACUAGAGGAUUUGGAGGCUAGAUUAACCCAUUUAUAAACAUAGCAGUUUCCCUGAAACUGCUAUGUUUAUAUAAAAAAGGGGUUAAUCCUAGAGGGACCUGGCACCCAGACCACUUCAUUAAGCUGAAGUGGUCUGGGUGCCUAGAGUGGUCCUUUAAGAAUACUAGGGAAUGGUGCCUAUCCCUUCCUCAAUCCAUUGGUCCAAACUCCAUAAUAAGACAACUAGGCGAUGCACAAUACCAGUCCUCAUGAGGCCAGAGAGAAAUCCCCAUCCUUCUGUUAAUGAUACUGAAGGAAACUCAGUUUACCCCCCCUUACCAAAAAGAGGACACACAGAUACUCAAUACACUUAAUUCCUAUGAGUUUCGAGGUACUAUUCCACCAAAACCCCCAACAUUUAAAUUACUCACUUCGCUCACCUCACCAGUAAUAAAGAUUAGGGAGGAAUGGGGGGGGGGGAGGGUGGCGCAAUAUAAAACAAGAACACUGUAGCUAGAAUAUAUGUCAUACUUAUCUAUCAAAGUCUGGCUUAAAGAUCUUCUAUUUUCUUUUACUAUACAAAAAGAAUAUUGUAACCUAAAGCAACUCUAAUGAAAACAAAAUAUAAACCAAUUGCAAAAAAAAAGGAAUUGGGAAAAUGUAAAAAUGUAUUCAAAUUCUUGAGGGUUCAAACUUUAUAUAGUCAUAAAACCUGACUUAAUAAGAUUUUAUAAGGAAUUCUAAUGACCACAUUGCCCUCUAUAUUCCAAAUGAGAGUGGGAGGGAGGAGGGGGAGGGAAACAUUGCUGGUAUUUUAUCUACUUCUUCUAUGGGACCACAAGUUUUAAAAAUAUUUUUUUUUUGGGUGGUUUUUUUCUAAUUUGAUUAUUGUUAUUGUUUUUGUAAUUUUAGAACCACAGUGCAUUGCUCUAGUCAAUGAGUAGCACUGACAGGGUUAAAUGAAACAUCGCUAAAUAAAAAAUAGCUAAAAUUAAAAAUGGUUCAUUGGAAGAUAGACAGACAGAACAGAAACAGACAGACAUUUUUUCUUCUGUGUUCAGAUUAUUAAAUGCCCAUUAUUGUAUUAUUUUCUUUCUCCAGGGAAGCGGAUCUGCCUGGGGGAGGGUUUAGCACGGAUGGAGCUCUUCCUCUUCCUGACCACCAUCUUGCAGAACUUCAAACUGUCCUCAAAAACACAAUUCACUGAGUCUGACAUCAGCCCUAAAAUGAAUGGAUUCACAAAUUACCCAGUUCCGUAUCAGCUCUCAUUCAUUCCCCGUUAG